Messenger RNA from Encephalitozoon hellem ATCC 50504, 1857 nucleotides. RefSeq names its product Rad3-like DNA helicase. Gene Ontology annotation, molecular function: DNA binding; ATP binding; DNA helicase activity. Gene Ontology annotation, cellular component: nucleus. The record is from RefSeq and is a predicted model, not a curated record. Bases 1 to 1857 code for a protein of 618 amino acids. The transcript has a single exon. Gene Ontology annotation, biological process: establishment of sister chromatid cohesion; nucleobase-containing compound metabolic process. Lineage: Eukaryota; Fungi; Microsporidia; Unikaryonidae.
AUGAGGAUUGAGCUAUACGAGGGUCAAAAGCAGUUCAUUAGGGAUGCGAGAAGGGUCGUUGAGGACGGUGGUGUUGGAAUAUUCUCGAGCCCCACUGGGACGGGGAAGACUAUGUCUUUGCUCAAUGCAGUGAUGGACUACAUUGGCGGUGACGGGGCUGAACCGGGCUCUAGAAGCAAGGCGUUAGAGCAAACCCUCUUCCAAGGAAGUGCAGGGACAGUGUUUUAUUGUACAAGGACACAUACCCAAUUGUCUCAGGCAGUGAAUGAGCUUAAAAGACUGGGUGUAAGAUGUAAUGCCGUUAUCCUGGGGUCGAGGAGGGUUUAUUGCCUGAACGAAAAGGUUCUCCAACACAAGAAUUCUGAUGCCAUGAAUGAAGGAUGCAGACAGAUUGUCAGAGAAGGCCUGUGUGCAUUCUAUGACGGAAGUGACCUGUUUGAUGGACAUGGAAUCUUAGAUGUAGAAGACUUUGGACUUAUAGGAAGAGAGCAGAAGCUCUGUCCUUACUAUGCAUCCAAAAGAUAUUCUCACAGGUGUGAUAUUGUGUUUCUUCCCUAUCAACUGCUGUUUACGAGGGAGGGAAGGAAGAGUGCAGAUAUCGAUGUCCGAGGAAGCAUUGUCAUUGUGGAUGAGGCACACAACAUUUGUGACUCUGUGAUUCAAAUGAACACGUCUUCCGUGCUGUUUGUGACAAUAAGUAGGUAUGUCAAGGCCAUGGAGUUGUACAGAGAAAGAUACAGCAAGAGGGCUAAAGGGGAUGGGAAGCUUGAGAGAGUCAUGGAGGUACUUCGAAGAAUUGAGGGUUUCGGGGCCUUGCACUGCAGGAGUGUGGGUGAAGAGGAACGCGUAGUGGGUGUUUCUGAGUUCUUGCUUAAGACAGGAAUCGAAGACUUCAACAUGCUUGAGAUUGAGGACUACAUAGCCUCCAGCGGGAUUUCCAGGAAGCUGGAGGGGCUUGGAAGGGAUUUGAAUCUGCAGCUUCCAGAAAUAUCCAAGUUCCUAAGUCUUCUGACAAUGAGCGACAGGAGUGGGAGGAUCUUCUACACUUCGAGAAGAAUCAAGUUCACGCCUCUGGAUGCAUCGAUGUAUUUUGAAGAUGUGCUUGAAUGUAGAUCGCUACUUCUUGCUGGAGGAACAAUGGAGCCUGUUGAUCAGCUGGCCUCUGUUCUGGCAAGAAGGAAUCCCAUGUACUUUUCGUACAAAAGCGUCUGUAAUGAUUUCUUACCGAUUGUGGUGCCAUCUGGGCCAUCUGGAAGAGAAGUAGUGGUGAAUUAUGAGACAAGAGAAAGUUUGGAGUCUGUUAAGGACGUUGCUUCGUCGAUACUGAACUUCUCAAAUGCUGUCAGAGAUGGGGGAAUGGUAUGUUUUCUUCCUUCCAAAGCUUAUCUUAAGAUACUUAGAGAAGCAUGUGGAGACAGGAUAGGGAGAAAGAGGGUUCUGUAUGAGGAUCUUACCGACUUCCAGGAAUAUGCAUCGGAGGUUAAGAAGGGUGCCUGCAUUCUCUUUGCAGUGAUGGGAGGAAAGCUCAGCGAAGGAAUAAACUUCAGUGACAACCUGUGCAGACUGCUGAUGGUUGUGGGUGUUCCCUAUCCCAACCAGGACCUGGAGCUUAAGGAAAGGAUUGGGUUCAAUGGGAAUGGAUACACUACAAUGCUGGCAAUGAGAGUUGUGAAUCAAACCUUGGGAAGAGCACUGAGACAUAAGAAUGACUAUGCUGUACUGGUGCUACUAGACAAGAGAUACAUCCAGCUCUCAAAGCUCAUUAGCUCGUGGGUAAGAGAAAAGGCUAUCUGCUGUGGCUUCGGAGACGGCCUUCUUAGAGCAAGUAGAUUUCUGAAUAAAGAUAGAUGCCUCUAA